AUAUGGCGUCUGUUCCUGUGUACUGCAUCUGUCGACAAGUUUAUGAUGUUACACGCUUUAUGAUCGAAUGUGAUAUUUGUAAGGACUGGUUUCAUGGAAGCUGUGUUGGUGUCAGUGAACACCAGUCUAAAGAUGUGGAAGAAUAUCACUGCCCGCUCUGUGCAAGAAUACAUGGACCACCAAAAAUGAAACCAAGAAGAAAUUGGCAUAGACAUGACUACUCAGAGAUAGAUGCAGGCAAUAAGCCAGUACAGACUGGAACACCAGUUUUUAUGAAAGAACUUCAAAGUCGAACAUUCCCCUCUGCUGAAGAAAUCAUAAUUCACCUACAUGGCAGCGAAUUGACUACAGACUAUUUUGACAAAUAUGGUUUUAAUAAACCAAUCCUUAUUAACAGUAAAGAAGGGCUUGGUUUGGUAGUAACUCCUCCUAAUUUUAGUGUUAAUGAUGUUGAUGCAUGUGUGGGUAAGAAACAAACAUUUUUGUCCUUUUUAGGUUGGAUACAUGCAGUAUUUACACCGGUGGAUACAAUGGUAUUUGGUGGAAAUUUCUUACACCAUUAUGACAUAGGAUUACAAAUACAAAUUCAUGAAUUGGAAAAACGUGUAAAGACACCAGAAAGAUUUCAAUUUCCAUGGUUUGAGACAACUAUGUGGUAUGCUGCCAAACACUUUCAAGAAUUAUUCAAAGAUUAUCGAGAUGAUGAAAAGAAGCCGCCAGCAUAUCUCUUAAAAGGUGUUAAAUCACUGUGCACUGCCCUCAGAAGCUGGACAAUGAAAAAAGAGUAUUUGAAACAACGUCAACAUGAAAUUCCAGAGACAAUCAAUUAUAGCUCGUUAAUCAAAGAGCUCAGUAAAGAAUUGAAGCAGUUUGAUGUAAUGUAUCCCACCCUAGACGAUGACGAGGGUCCAUUAUUCAAAUCAAGAUCCAAGAAACCGAGGAGAGAUCCAGCUGAUGCACCAUGGAAUCCCAAAGCUAAAUUAGUAGCAUCAUGUCCGAAACCUGACAGGCCAGUAAGAGAGGCUGCUAAAAAACCGAAUGUUGAAUCGGGUUUAGCUGAAGCUGCUGCAAGGUUAGCCAACCAGCCAAGACCAAAGAGGCAAUACAUAAGAAAAAAGUCUGUUGAGAAGCCUUGUAGUGAUCCUAUACUUGAACCUAGUCCAUCCACAUCAGGUUUAAACCUCAGUCAUUCCAUGGGUACAGAUGCAUUUCAACAUGAACUUGAUAGUGAACUCAAUUUGUCUAGUAGUGCACCAGGCUCACUUAUUAAAGGUGCUCUCAAAGACCAGUCUGGAAAAUCAAGAAAACCUAAGAAAGGCAUGGCUACAGCCAAGCAAAGACUCAGUAAGAUACUAAAACUACAGAAAGGCGGAAGGCUGAUUCUUUGA
Saccoglossus kowalevskii is the source of this 1388-nucleotide messenger RNA. RefSeq names its product lysine-specific demethylase 7A-like. The record is from RefSeq and is a predicted model, not a curated record. NCBI's taxonomy places the organism in Eukaryota, Metazoa, Hemichordata, Enteropneusta, Harrimaniidae.